This is a messenger RNA of Drosophila serrata, 1759 nucleotides long. RefSeq names its product exopolyphosphatase prune (gene pn). Gene Ontology annotation, cellular component: cytoplasm. Gene Ontology annotation, molecular function: exopolyphosphatase activity. The record is from RefSeq and is a predicted model, not a curated record. NCBI's taxonomy places the organism in Eukaryota, Metazoa, Arthropoda, Insecta, Diptera, Drosophilidae.
UAUCGAUAACUGUCAUCGAUGGGACUGUUGUGUGUAGCUUUUCUUCGUUUUCUUUAAGAUCAGGAAACGAGCGUUUCCCCCUUGGAAAAUGUGUUUUUUGCGUUUUCUAGCCCAAGCCCGUGGCACGCUGGCCAGACACCUGGCGGAGGCGUUUCCCAUUGCUUGGGCCGCUGCUCCUCCAGAUUCCGGCCGGACCCUGCACUUGGUGAUGGGCAAUGAGUCCUGCGACCUGGACUCGGCCGUAUCAGCUGUCACUUUGGCCUUUGUCUACGCUCAAAGGCACUUGGAACACGACUAUGUGCCCAUCCUGAACAUUCCACGACGGGAUUACCCCCUAAAGACAGAGGUUGGCCAUAUGUUCGGCCAGUGCGGAAUUCUCGAGUCCGUGCUGCUUUUUCGCGAUGACUUGCCCGGCGAAAUGGCCCCGGAUGUAAGUGUAAUCCUUGUGGAUCACCAUGUCAGCCCGCUGGCACGGAAUGUGACGGAGAUUCUAGAUCACAGACCGCUGGAUGAGAGCAGUCCGUCCCUCCAGUUGCUGCCCUCCAGCUGUGAGCGGAGAAUUGAUGCGUCCGUUGGUUCCUGUGCCACCUUGGUGGCCGAGCGUUAUCUAGCCGAGGAGCAGCCUCGCUCCUUGGGCGUAGCUCGGCUGUUGCACGCCACCAUCGUUCUGGACACUAUCAACUUUUCAUCGGCGGCUAAGCGUUUCGGGCCAAAGGAUCAGGCCAUGGUGGAGCAGCUGGAGAAGGAGUUGAAUUGCCAGACGGCCCAAAGAACAGUCCUCUUCGAUGAGCUGGUGGCCGCUAGGGCGGAUAUUAGCACCCUUACCCUUACCGAGGUGUUGCGCAAGGAUAUGAAGACCCUGCACACAGAUCGACAGGUGGUUCCCAUGGCCGGCAUGCCCAUUCUUGUCCGGGACUUUGUGGCAAAGAGCGGUGCCGAGAAGGCAGUGCGGGAGUUUGCCGCAGGAAGUAAUCUCCUAGUAAUUCUGGGCAUGUGGGUAGCACCCGCCGAUGGCCAAGUGCAGCGUGACGUAGCCCUGAUCUCUCUCAACGGACAGACUCAGCUGGUGGAGCGGGUCCGACUGGCCUUGGUCGAAUCCAGCGAUCCCAAGUUGGAGCUGCAGCCCCAUGAGCCGGACCCGCCUUGCUUUAUGGGUGGUUGUUUCCUACGCCAGCACAAUGUCCAGGCCACCAGGAAGCACAUCCUGCCCAUCGUGAAGAGAGCGCUGCAGGAAUGGGAGGCGGAGCAUAGCUGUGACUGCGAUGAUGUUUACUUUUUCAAGGAGAAGCCGCAGCUGGGACUUUCCUAAACCGAAGACAAGACUUAGCUAGAAUUGUAGUCAAAAUCUUUAAUGUUAUUUACGUAGUUCACUUAAGUUUACGCCAGGAAUGAGUGGAAACCUAGCAUUUAAGUUGUUCGAAUUGGAACAGGCAACCGAUAUACAGGAAAUAAGAGUCUAGACCAGUGGUCGCAACGUUUUCAUACCGCUUUCUGCUAUUAAGCUCUCGACUAGAAGGCGGAGGGAGGCAUGGAUAUCAGUAUUGAACAAUGGGAACUACAUUGACAUUGACAUUUGGCAGCAGAAGGGUAAAAUUUGGGUUGGAAAUACAUCCUUGGAAAACCCCCCAGGAUAAAUGUCGAUACUCGUUUAGUUUCCUAGCUCUUUAUGUGGAUUAAGUGAAUAUGUACAGGGCAUACCACGGAGGGGUAAAAAAAAAGCAAAGAGAAGUGUUGUAUAAAUAAACAAAUUAUAACUGAG